Messenger RNA from Coregonus sp. 'balchen', 16453 nucleotides. The record is from the annotation of a GenBank genome assembly. NCBI's taxonomy places the organism in Eukaryota, Metazoa, Chordata, Actinopteri, Salmoniformes, Salmonidae.
AUGGGGCUGAUAGUGAUGUCAGACAGGCAGGUGGGACUCUCUGCCUGUAUGUUCAGAUCCUCUGGUACAUACUGAACGUAACAAUGUUAUGCAGUUAUUCUAUUAAUUGUCUGGUGCAAAGAGCUAUCAUACAAAGAGCUGUUUAACUAUGGAAUAUAUUCUAAUAGUAGUCUAAAAUAUGGAAUAUGGUCUAGAAAUUGGCUACAGCAGAUUUGAAUUCAAACUGAUUUGUUCAAUUUAGUCUGACUGGCCGGAGGUAACUGAGUUCAUUACUGUCGCAGAGCCAGGCCUUCUGGGCUGUUGUUAGUUUCUGCGGCCCGACCCUAUUUGUGCCUAGUUCCUUAUUCCACUCCAUUAUUUCUUCCCAGUGCACCAGCCAAGACAACAGAACACAACACACCAGGAAACUGUGUCACUUUUUUUUCUCAAACAAAGUACACACACACACACACAUUCUGAAGAAUCAGGCUUACAGCCGAGAGAGCUUGUUGUAAAUAGAUUGCUUGUGAUGUCAAUAUUCGGCUGUUUCCCAGGUUAGUGGAAUCAAGGCUGAGACCUGACAGUGACAAAGAUUCCACACGCGCAUGCAUACACACAGACACAGAGGGAGAUGGAGUGGCAAUGAAUAAGUUGGAUGCUAAGGGUCACUGAACUCUACUUCCCCUCGCCGACACAUCUCAACACGCUCUCUCUCUCACUCCCUCACUGUCUCGCUCUCUCUUUCUCUGUCCUUCUCUCAGCACAUAUCCAUGCUGCAGGCAUAGGUUAAUUCUAGACUUGGUUUCCUCCAUAGUAAUCGCUCCUCUUUCACCCCAACUGCCAAACUAACCCUCAUUCAAAUGAAAUAGAUCGGCAGGUAAGGGGGCUCUCGAGCGGCUAGAUGUUCUUUAUUAUUAGGCCUUUAGAUUUGAUAGCAAUGCUCCUUAUAGGACACUCCACUGCACUCUGUACUCCUCUGUAAAUUGGCCAUCUCUGUAUACCCGGCGCAAGACCCACUGGUUGAUGCUUAUUUAUAAAACCCUCUUAGGCCUCACUCCCCCCUAUCUGAGGUACCUACUGCAACCCUCAUCCUCCACAUACAACACCCGUUCUGCCAGUCACAUUCUGUUAAAGGUCCCCAAAGCACACACAUCCCAUGGUCACUCCUCUUUUCAGUUUGCUGUAGCUAGCGACUGGAACGAGCUGCAAAAAACACUAAAAUGACAGUUUUAUCGCCAUCUCUAAAUUCAAAGACUCAAUCAUGUACACUCUUACUGACACUUGUGACUGCUUUGCGUGAUGUGUUUUUUGUAUCAUUUUGUCCUUUGUGCUGUUGUCUGUGCCUAAAAGUGUUUGCGCUGCUACCAUGUUGUGCUGCUACCAUGUUGUGUAGUUGUCAUGCUAUGUUGCUACCAGGUUGUCGUGUUGUUGCUGCCAUGUUGUGUUGUCUUAGGUCUCUCUCUAUGUAGUGUGGUGGUGUCUCUUUUGUCAUGAUGUGUGUUUUGUCUAGGGCUGGGCGAUAUUACCAAAAUAUCAUAUCACAGUAUGUUUUAAAAAAUUUGACGGUUUGACGGUAUUUAAUGUUUUGAAUGUUAUGUUUCUUCAUUUCCUGCACUCAUGUGAGGUCAUUUCCACACUGCCAGGUAGGGCUGCACAAUAUGGGCAAACAAUCUAGGCCUUAUUUUUUACCAAAAUGUUGCAAUUGCAAUUUGACUUGUGAUUUGGCGCAAAACACUUUGGUGAACUGUUGGAAUCAUGGAAAUAGAAUGAUUAUUCUAAUUAUAUAGUUAGAAUAUAAUAGUGGCCACUUUGAAUACAGUGUUUGACAUGACAACAAAUUAAAAUGCCAAGGAGGAGUUGUUCUGACAGGGUAGGAACCAAAGUGUUGACAAGUGUUUCCUAGGGGACCCUAUAAUCUUUGGCUACAUUUUAAUGUUUUCUCAUAGCUACUUCAUGUAGCGAACAUAUUCUUGCUUUGCGUAUUCCUCUUUGAUUUAGAAGAUACUGUUGCACAAAAAACAUGCAGAUGUAGGUCUACACCAUCACGGGUAUUAUCAGGCUGUAUAGCUAGUUACAUUUGCUCUGACUCAGUACAUUUAUUAGCUAGCUAGCGAUUAGCAUUAGCGGCUAACAAGAUUUAGGCCCAACUUACUGAGAAAAGACAAACUAGCUGUUUGCCGAUGUAAGAAACACAAACGAAUAGUGUAAUUAUAGAACGUUACUGAAUUUAUAUUAAGAAGCAAAGUGAAAACAGCCUCGUUGUCAUCAACAUUGUUGCAUAUGCUGCAUUGACCAUGCAGAGACUGAACACAAGUGUCUACUGGUCGAGGAGGAACAACAAAUGCGCUCCUUGAGUGAAGGGGCUAGGUCUGUGUGGAAAGUGACAUGGAGAGAGAAAGAGAGAGGAGAGAGAUGACUCAAGUAGUGAAGUAAACUAUAAAAAUGGAUCUUACACACGCCGUAUCACAUUUAACAAACGAAACAUUCAAAUACCGUUAUAGAAGGUAAAGUAAAAACCCAAACCGGUCCAUUCAUCAAUCCCUGUAUAUCAUAAAACUGCCCAGCCCUAGUUUUGUCCUACUUUUAUUUUUAUUUUUUAUCCCAGCCCCCAUCCUCACAGGAGGCCUUUUGCCUAUUGCUAGGCCAUCAUUGUAAAUAUGAAUUUCUUAAUUGACUUGCCUGGUUAAAUAAAAUACAAACAAAUGUCUCUCUCUCUUUCUCGCUCUUUUUCUCUCUCUUUCCCUCUAAGCUGAAGAUGCAGAUUUAGAAUCUGGUAGAAAACCACGAGGCAAUAUCCAUGUUUGCCAGGAUCAUCGCUUUUUAUUGGCUCCUGGGUAUAUAGCGAAGGUUCAGAGAAGGCUGAACCUCCGCUCAAAGAGAUGGAUGCCCUUCAUGUGUACAGAUCAGAGCAAUGUUUCUGAACAUACCUUAGUGUCAACACACACACACAGCUGAGGUGGGACGGGGCUGGGUCACAGCAGUUCAUUCACAUCAGUGGAUUUGUAAAAAGGUCUCAACAGCCUAGUGUGUGCGUGGAACUCCUGUCUUAUGCAUUACCAUUGAUCAGAUCAGCGAGCUGUGCCUUGACUUGACGUUUUCAUCUAAUAAUACAACUGGGCUGAAGGAGGUGAAUAUGCAGGGCACAGCUAACCACAAUACACACAAGGGCAAAGGCACACACACACACACACUGUAUGCCCAUCAGUUUGAGAUUAAUAUGCCCUGACAGGGCUCAGAGCUCUAAGAAAGAACAUACUGACCAAAAAAAGGUUUGUGUGUUUCCCUGUGGACCUUUCAUUCCCUGUGUCUCCCUCCCAGGUCACUUCAAGCCUCUCCCCGCUCUCAUUGAUGUGAAAAUGCUACUAUUGACACAGGAGUAUCAAUUAACAUGUGUAUGUGUGUCGAUAGGUGGUGUUUAUUGUCUUUUGAUCCAUUCCAGUUCUGUUCUGUUCUGCUGUAUCUCCUGAGCCCUGCUGCAGCCCCACUCACACACCCAGCACACAGAUCAAAGCCACACUGGCCCCUUUAUACACAUAUAAUAUUUAAAUUGGAUGACUUUGUUUAUUGUGCUGGCUGGGCCUGGUUAGCAUAGGCAACAGCGCACUGAGCUGAGGACAGACUGUGUGUCGAGUGAGGCAGGGUAGAGAGACUUGAUGGUGGUAGGACUGGACGGGUAGUGAAACCCCCCCCUUACAAUGUCAUUGUAAGUCGCUCUGGAUAAGAGCGUCUGCUAAAUGACUUAAAUUGUAAAUGUCAUCAUCAUCAUCACCACUAUCACCUUCAUCCUCUAAGGCAGCAGAGUUGCAGGGCUGGUAAUUGAAUCUGGUAGCUAGGAUAUAGGCUAUUGAAGCAGACAUACAGAAACGAGUCUACAACCGUCUGAAGCAGUUUAUUUCAAAAAGCCUAGUCCUCCACUAAUCUGGAAAACCUUGCCUGAUGGCUCUAAACUAUUACAUGUCUAUGCAAUACUGUACAUGCAUAGUGGAAUCAUAACCAGUCUAUUCACCUAUCAUCAGUGCUGGUGAAGGGAAAGAGAUGUGAGGUAAAAGAGGAUUGGAGUGCUCAGUCAGUCAGCCGAUGAUCUGCUUCCCUGUUAUUCCUCUCUGAGGUAAAACAUUUAUAAAUAAAUCACUAGGGAGAAAUGAUUUGCCUGGCUACCCAAACUCCUUGCACCGGAUAUUCUCCGCAAUGAGUCUGGAUCUGAGUACCUCCCCGAUGAUUUCAAGAAUGCAAACACAUUCUAACCGUUCUGAAUGACUACUCUAUAUGACACUCAGCGAAACAGCACUGAGGCAAAGCUACUGAAGUGUGUGUGUGUGUGUGCGCCAGGGUUUCCGUUAGAUAAAUGUAGCACCGGACAACUGACCGGGAAGAUUUUUAUUCAUCAGACAUUUGAGACAUUUACCGGUCAUCCAAGCAUUGGGUCCGUAACUCUUUAGGGCGUCCACCAACGCAGCCAGCACCAUCAAUAAACAAGGGAUAUUGGCCAAAUGAGCCACAUUUACGUGUCCUUAAAAACGGCCUAUAAAAAUUUCUAAAACACUAUUCCUUGUGUUUUGAUGUGUGGCAUAUGCUAAACUUUAUAACCUAUUGUUUUAUUGGUUUUUACUUUACUAAAACAAUAAUUGUCCACCUCACGGUUCAGCUGUCGGAGAUUUGAACGCUAAAUGCAUCAGGGCAUUGCAUGCGGCCUAUAUACUUAGACGUCCACUGUAUGAUAUUAAUAUUUAAAAAAUAAAUAUAAAGGAAGAUAAUCUUAGGCCUGCUCCAUAUUGCAGCAAUUACCUAGAAAGGCUAGUGCCUACUGUACCCAACAAAUUACAGCAAUAGGCUAACACAAUUUAAAAAUGUAAUUUAAUUUAGCCAACGAAAAAUGUCUCAACAGAAUGAAACCAAACACGUGUUUGCGUUUUUAAAAACUGGUUUAGAUGAAUAAAUAGGCCUACAAUAAUAAUGGUAUACAGUAAUAAUAAUAAAUAGUUAUAAAUACAGUUUAAAAAAAAUAAAAGUUAAAAAAUUGCAUCCGACCUGAAUAGCAAGUUGCACCGUAGCCUGUGUUUGGCUGCACCAAAGUUCUUCUCAUCUUUGUCCACUACAAUAUUAAAACUUGUCCAUACGGAGGACAUUCCCCUUGUAGGCUUUUCGCUAUAAGCAUACUAUCCAACUUUCGUUUUGCUUCAAUGGAAAAGGUCACCAAUCUUCGCAAUCAACAGUAGCCUAGGCCAAGGCUCCUCUCUCGCUUUCUCUCUCUCCUCAGCAGCAGACACAUGCACAUAAGGCAGCGCGCAAGGAGUGAGAGAAUGUUGCUGAAACGUGAAAUCGGGGUGUAUGAUAGGCAACCUAUUUGACCUAGAUAGAUUGUGUGUAUGUAUUGAUAUGUAGGCUACGUGUGCCUUUUAAUAAAAUGUAUGUCGUUCUGUCCUUGAGCUGUUCAUGUCUAUUAAUGUUCUGUAUUUUUGUAAUGUUUCAUGUUUUGUGUGGACCCCAGGAAGAGUAGCUGCUGCUUUUGCAAAAGCUAAUGGGGAUCCUAAUAAAAUUCCAAACCCCGGACAAUUUGGUCGGCUACAAUUUUAUCGGCUUUUAAUUUAUUUUAUUGGCCGAAAGCCUGCAAUUACCUGCUAAGGGAAACCCUGGUGUGUGUGCAGGCUGUCCUUUCCGUGUGUGUGCAUCUAUUUGUGUGGGAGGCUGCAUCAGCCUCUAGCAAACUGUCAGUCUCUCAUCCCCACCCUUGGCUCCCUUUAACCCAGAGAGAGAGAGAGAGAGAGAGAGAGAGAGAGAGAGACUCAAUCACUUUACUGCCCUGAACCGCCCGGCUAACCACCAAAGCCCCUGUAGCCAUGACAACGCUUAGAUGGGAUCCUUUCUGCUUUUACCCAUUUGCUCGUCUCAGUCAGUCAUUGUAGAGUGCGGAGGGAGAGGAAGCUGAGAUAAGGAGGGACUCAAUUCAAUGUGUUUGUAAAUGCCCACCUGUCCCCCUUGUGUGAAUGCAAUAAAUAUAUAAUGUCCUCUGUUACAUUGGAAUAGGGGGAAGGUAGAGGGCCGCAAUUUAUGUUGUCCCCCUUCCUGUAGAGAUAUCUCUUCUCUUUUUUCCUAGUUUCUGCAAGUCGAUUUUGGCCUAGCUCUCCUGCUCUCAAGUGUCUCCCCUCUGAGUCUUUAUGAAGAGGGAGGAUUUCAGCAUCGUAUUAUAAAAGAUUAUUGCUCCUGAAAGAGUCCCUGAGCCCCUCUUCCUCUCUCUAGCAUUUUCUCUCUGUCUCCUCUCUCGCUCUCUUCCCCCCCCUCUCUCUCUCUCUCUCUCCCUCCCUCCCCCCUUCCCCCCUCUCUCUUCUUCACACUCUCACUCUUCCUCUCCCUCUGUAUCUCUAAAGCUUAGUGAGGGUCUACUUCAGCAGAAAGUGUUGUUAUCUCAUGCUGCUCUUGAUAGGCAACUGGGGUACCAUAACAAAGAGCACAGGAUGAAGGGGUCGGAAAACAAUGGGCUCACUCCAAAGAUGUUAAUAUUCUUGUGAAGAGGUUUAGACCCAAAACAGACACUUACCUUUGCAGCACACUACCUUCUAAGACAGCUAGCUAACGUUUGCGACUAACACUAAACAAACGGAAUGUGUCAGCUUGUGUUAACGUUCACAAACUAGCCAUUUCCCUUGUUGAACGUACUUCUGGUAAAUAGAAGAGUGCUGUCCAAAUCAUCUCUAGUCAACGGGUUCUUUAAAGGAAGAGAGCGUUUACAGUGAGGGAAAAAAGUAUUUGAUCCCCUGCUGAUUUUGUACGUUUGCCCACUGACAGACAUGAUCAGUCUAUGAUUUUAAUGGUAGGUUUAUUUGAACAGUGAGAGACAGAAUAACAACAAAAAAAUCCAGAAAAACGCAUGUCAAAAAUGUUAUUGAUUUGCAUUUUAAUGAGGGAAAUAAGUAUUUGACCCCUCUGCAAAACAUGACUUAGUACUUGGUGGCAAAACCCUUCUUGGCAAUCACAGAGGUCAGAGGUUUCUUGUAGUUGGCCACCAGGUUUGCACACAUCUCAGAAGGGAUUUUGUCCCACUCCUCUUUGCAGAUCUUCUCCAAGUCAUUAAGGUUUCGAGGCUGACGUUUGGCACCUCGAACCUUCAGCUCCCUCCACAGAUUUUCCAUGGGAUUAAGGUCUGGAGACUGGCUAGCCCACUCCAGGACCUUAAUGUGCUUCUUCUUGAGCCACUCCUUUGUUGCCUUGGCCGUGUGUUUUGGGUCAUUGUCAUGCUGGAAUACCCAUCCACGACCCAUUUUCAAUGCCCUGGCUGAGGGAAGGAGGUUCUCACCCAAGAUUUGACAGUACAUGGCCCCCUCCACCGUCCCUUUGAUGCGGUGAAGUUGUCCUGUCCCCUUAGCAGAAAAACACCCCCAAAGCAUAAUGUUUCUACCUCCAUGUUUGACUGUGGGGAUGGUGUUCUUGGGGUCAUAGGCAGCAUUCCUCCUCCAAACACGGCGAUUUGAGUUGAUGCCAAAGAGCUCGAUUUUGAUCUGACCACAACACUUUCACCCAGUUCUCCUCUGAAUCAUUCAGAUGUUCAUUGGCAAACUUCAGACGGGCCUGUAUACGUGCUUUCUUGAGCAGGGGGACCUUGCGGGUGCUGCAGGAUUUCAGUCCUUCACGGCGUAGUGUGUUACCAAUUGUUUUCUUGGUGACUAUGGUCCCAGCUGCCUUGAGAUCAUUGACAAGAUCCUCCCGUGUAGUUCUGGGCUGAUUCCUCACCGUUCUCAUGAUCAUUGCAACUCCACGAGGUGAGAUCUUGCAUGGAGCCCCAGGCCGAGGGCGAUUGACAGGUCUUUUGUGUUUCUUCCAUUUGCGAAUAAUCGCACCAACUGUUGUCACCUUCUCACUAAGUUGCUUAGCGAUGGUCUUGUAGCCCAUUCCAGCCUUGUGUAGGUCUACAAACUUGUCCCUGACAUCCUUGGAGAGCUCUUUGGUCUUGGCCAUGGUGGAGAGUUUGGAAUCUGAUUGAUUGAUUGCUUAUGUGGACAGGUGUCUUUUUUACAGGUAACAAGCUGAGAUUAGGAGCACUCCCUUUAAGAGUGUGCUCCUAAUCUCAGCUCGUUACCUGUAUAAAAGACACCUGGGAGCCAGAAACCUUUCUGAUUGAGAGGGGGUCAAAUACUUAUUUCCCUCAUUAAAAUGCAAAUCAAUUUAUAACAUUUUUGACAUGCGUUUUUCUGGAUUUUUGUUGUUGUUAUUCUGUCUCUCACUGUUCAAAUAAACCUACCAUUAAAAUUAUAGACUGAUCAUUUCUUUGUCAGUGGGCAAACGUACAAAAUCAGCAGGGGAUCAAAUACCUUUUUCCCUCACUGUACCUUCUGCCCUUUUUACCGAGUCACGUUGACCUCUUUCUUCCCGGGAUCAAUACCUAUUACAAUGAAUGUCUCAUUAAAUUACAUUGGGACAUAUCUCAGGCAGAACCCAGGGCACACUCUGGGAGUAAUUCAUUUAGCAGGAAGCUUUCUGAAAAUGUUGCUUAGUAACCAGUGAGUGAAGCUGGAUCAUUUUAAAGCUUUUUAAUGACUGUUAGCUAUCAUCUUUGCUAGUCGUCAUAUUGUCUGUUAUGUGGCUGGUAUGAUUGGGGUUUAGAUUCCUUGCUAAGUGACACAGGCAGUAAUGGUGUGUUUGUGUGUUCAGCUCCACUUUGUGUUAUUCCCUGAUUGUUGACACUAAUGGAUUACUGAUGAUGAUGAACAUGAUGGCGAUGAAGACAAUUGAGAUGAUGAUUCUUGAAACACUUGCCAACACCCCUUCUUCUGGCCAUACUUGGACCAUUCCAACUCCUUCUAAAUCUAAGAACAUUGGGAUCAGGCCCUCUCCCCUGGGCUCGACCACUCUAAAGGCCCCUAAGCCAAAUUGAGGCAUGGAGGCAGCUUACUCCAGGCUUGGUGGUUUUCAAAGCUGGGGAAAUUAAUACAGUGUAGUUCCUGCUCCCUGUUAGCAGAUAGGAAAAGAGAGGUUUAAAGCUCCUCAAUAACUCUGUUUCCACCCUCUAUCAGCCAUAAACAAAGACACAGAAUGAAAAUAUUGAACGUUGUGUUUUACAAAUAUGAAUCGAUUACCGUGGUUGGAAACAGAGAUUGAGGAGAGUGGCUUUAGUUAACCCCCUAGGAUCAGUGUUUGGACUGACCAACAACACUGUGUUGAUUCAUGCUUCAUCCAACUCUAUCUGUCUAUCUGUGUGUAGGUGGAGGAGGUGGUGGAUGUGGGGACAUUUGCUGAAGAGGACAUCCACAUCCCCAGCAUCUACAUCCACAGGAUCGUCAAGGGAGGCAGCUACGAGAAGAGGAUAGAGGUGUGCCUUCUAACAUCUCAAUGGAUUCAUGCUGGGUUGCAAAAUUAUGGUUACUUUCUAUGAAUUAUAUUCUUCCUGUCAUCUUUGGACUAAGUUGGUGUGCAAUCAGGUAAUCUCUACCCUGUUCUAGUACCAUGGGUAAUCAAAUGAGUGGCUGAAUUACUGUUUAAGAAGGGUUGCAAAAGUUCCGUUAACUUUCCCAGGUUUUCCAGAAAUCUCUGUUGGAAGUUCCCCAAACUAGGAGGGAAUAAGCAGGAAAUCUGGAAUCCUCCAACCAGGAUUUCUGGAAAUCCUGGGAAUUUGGGGGGAAAUUACAGUUUCCACCCACUGUGAUCUAUAAUUCAUCACUCCCAGACCUUUCGUAGUCCAAUAUGGAAGUGUGGGUAAUCAAUUGGUACUAAGCCGAGAUGACUGUCUCUCUCUCCACUCUCCAGAGGCGUACAGUGCAGAAGGCCCAAGCAGAGAAGCCAAAACCAAAGAAGGACUCUGACAUCGUACGGGAGAGGAUCAUUCGCCGGGCAGCUCUGGAGUUUGAGGAUGGGAUGUAUGGUAUCCUUGAACAUGAAAUGGGAGUUGACCGAACCAAUAAUCAUUGAUAUCUCACCAAAAGGUGAAUUAAUAGUAAAGGGUUUAAAUGUACCACUGUACUGGUGCUGCCCUAUGUACAUAGACAUUUAAUUACUGGUGACUUUAAUAAUGGAACACUAGUCACUUUAAUCAUGUUUACAUACUGCUUCAUAUGUAUAUACUGUAUUCUACUGUAUUUUAGUCAAUGCCACUCCGACAUUGAUCGUCCUAAUAUUUAUUUUACUUUUAGAUUUGUGUGUAUUGUUGUGAAUUGUUAGAUCAAAUCAAAUUGUAUUUGUCACAUGCGCCGAAUACAACAAGUGUAGACUUUACAGUGAAAUGCGUACUUACAAGCCCUUAACCAACAAUGCAGGUUUAAGAAAGAAUACCAAAAAUCACACAAGAAAAUACAAUAAAUAAAAGUAACAAAUAAUUAAAGAGCAGCAGUAAAAAUAACAAUAGCGAGGCUAUAUACAGGGGGUACCGAUACCGAGUCAAUGUGCGGGGGCACCGGUUAGUUGAGGUAAUUGUGGUAAUAUGUACACUACCAUUCAAAAGUUUGGGGUCACUUAGAAAUAUCCUUGUUUUCGAAAGAAAAGCAAUUUUUCUGUCCAUUUAAAAUAACAUCAAAUUGAUCAGAAUACAGAGUAGACAUUGUUAAUGUUGUAAAUGGCUAUUGUAGCUGGAAACGGCAGAUUUUUUAUGGAAUAUCUACGUAGGCGUAUAGAGGCCCAUUAUCAGCAACCAUCAGUCCUGUGUUCCAAUGGCACGUUGUGUUUGCUAAUCCAAGUUUAUAAUUUUAAAAGGCUAAUUGAUCAUUAGAAAACCAUUUUGCAAUUUUGUUAGCACAGCUGAGAACUGUUGUGCUGAUUAAAGAAGCAAUCAAACUGGCCUUCUUGAGACUAGUUGAGUAUCUGGAGCAUCAGCAAUUGUGGGUUCGAUUACAGGCUCAAAAUGGCCAGAAACAAAUAACUUUCUUCUGAAACUCGUCAGUCUAUUCUUGUUCUGAGAAAUGAAGGCUAUUCCAUGCGAGAAAUUGCCAAGGAACUGAAGAUUGUGUACUACUCCCUUCACAGAACAGCGCAAACUGACUCUAACCAAAAUAAAAAGAGGAGUGGGAAGCCCUGGUGCACAACUGAGCAACAGGACAAAUACAAACUUUUGAACGGUAGUGUACAUGUAGGUAGAGUAAUUAAAGUGACUAUGCAUAGAUAAUAAACAGAGAGUAGCAGCAGUGUAAAGGGGGGGCAAUGCAAAUAGUCUGGGUAGCCAUUUGAUUAGAUGUUCAGGAGUCUCAUGGCUUGGGGGUAGAAGCUGUUUAGAAGACUAUUGGACCUAGACUUGGCGCUCCGGUACCGCUUGCCGUGCGGUAGCAGAGAGAACAGUCUAUGACUAGGGUGGCUGGAGUCUUUGACAAUUUUUAGGGCCUUCCUCUGACACCGCCUGGUAUAGAGGUCCUGGAUGGCAGGAAGCCUGGCCCCAGUGAUGUACUGGGCCGUACGCACUACCCUCUGUUGCGCCUUAUGGUCAGAUGCCAAACAGUUGCCAUAACAGGCGGUGAUGCAACCGGUCAGGAUGCUCUCGAUGGUGCAGCUGUAUAACUUUUUGAGGAUCUGGGGACCCAUGCCAAAUCUUUUCAGUCUCCUUAGGGGGAAUAGGUUUUGUCGUGCCCUCUUCACGACUGUCUUGGUGUGCUUGGACCAUGUUAGUUUGUUGGUGAUGUGGACACCAAGGAACUUGAAACUCUCAACCUGCACCACUAUAGCCCCGUCGAUGAGAAUGGGGUCGUGCUUAUUCCUGUAGUCCACAAUCAUCUCCUUUGUCUUGAUCAUGGCCAGGUCUCUGACCUCCUCCCUAUAGGCUGUAUCGUCGUUGUCGGUGAUCAGGCCUACCACUGUUGUGUCAUCUGCAAACUUAAUGAUGGUGUUGGAGUCGUGCCUGGCCAUGCAGUCAUGAGUGAACAGGGAGUACAGGAGGGGACUGAACACGCACCCCUGAGGGGCCCUCGUGUUGAGGAUCAGCCUGGCGGAUGUGUUGUUACCUACCCUUACCACUUGGGGGCGGCCCGUCAGGAAGUCCAGGAUCCAGUUGCAGAGGGAGGUGUUUAGCCCCAGGGUCCUUAGCUUAGUGAUGAGCUUUGAGGGCACUAUGGUGUUGAACGCUAAGCUAUAGUCAAUUAAUAGCAUUCUCACAUAGGUGUUCCUUUUGUCUAGGUGUGAAAGGGCAGUGUGGAGCACAAUAGAGAUUGCAUCAUCUGUGGAUCUGUUGGGGAGGUAUGCAAAUUGGAGUGGGUCUAGGGUUUCUGGGAUAAUGGUGUUGUUGUGAGCUAUGACCAGCCUUUCAAAACACUUCAUGGCUACAGAUGUGAGUGCUACGGGUCGGUAGUCAUUUAGACUGGUUACCUUAGUGUUCUUGGGCACAGGGACUAUGGUGGUCUGCUUGAAACAUGUUGGUAUUACAGACUCAGACAAGGAGAGGUUGAAAAUGUCAGUGAAGACACUUGCCAGUUGGUCAGCGCAUGCUCGGAGUACACAUCCUGGUAAUCCGUCUGGCCCUGCCGCCAUGUGAAUGUUGACCUGUUUAAAGGUCUUACUCACAUCGGCUACGGAGAGCAUGAUCACACAGUUGUCCGGAACAGCUGAUGCUCUCAUGCAUGUUUCAGUGUUACUUGCCUCGAAGCGAGCAUAGAAGUAAUUUAGCUUGUCUGAUGGGCUCGUGUCACUGGACAGCUCGCGGCUGUGCUUCCCUUUGGAGUCUGUAAUAGCUUGCAAGCCCUGUAGUACGAUUCGAUCUUAGUCCUGUAUUGACGCUUUGCCUGUUUGAUGGUUCGUCGGUGGGCAUAGCGGGAUUUCUUAUAUGCUUCCGGGUUAGAGUCUUGCUCCUUGAAAGCGGCAGCUCUACCUUUUAGCUCAGUGCGGAUGUUGCCUGUAAUCCUGUUUACAUACACUCAAUUAGUAUUUGGUAGCAUUGCCUUUAAAUUGUUUAACUUGGGUCAAACGUUUCAGGUAGCCUUCCACAAGCUUCCCACAAUAAGUUGGGUGAAUUUUGGCCCAUUCCUCCUGACAGAGCUGGUGUAACUGAGUCAGGUUUGUAGGCCUCCUUGCUCACACAUGGUUUUUCAGUUCUGCCCACACAUUUUCUAUAGGAUUGAGGUCAGGGCUUUGUGAUGGCCACUCCAAUACCUUGACUUUGUUGUCCUUAAGCCAUUUUGCCACAACUUUGGAAGUAUGCUUGGGGUCAUUGUCCAUUUGGAAGACCCAUUUGCGACCAAGCUUUAACUUCCUGACUGAUGUCUUGAGAUGUUGCUUCAAUAUAUCCACAUAAUUUUCCUUCCUCAUGAUGCCAUCUAUUUUGUGAAGUGCACCAGUCCCUCCUGCAGCAAAGCACCCCCACAGCAUGAAUCUGCCACCCCUGUGCUUCACGGUUGGGAUGGUGUUCUUCGGCUUGCAAGCCUUCCCGUUUUUCCUCUAAACAUAACGAUGGUCAUUAUGGCCAAACAGUUCAAUUUUUGUUUCAUCAGACCAGAGGACAUUUCUCCAAAAAGUACGAUCUUUGUCCCCAUGUGCAGUUGCAAACCGUAGUUUGGCUUUUUUAUGGCGGUUUUGGAGCAGUGGCUUCUUCCUUGCUGAGCGGCCUUUCAGGUUUUGUCGAUAUAGAAGUCGUUUUACUGUGGAUAUAGAUACUUUUGUACCUGUUUCCUCCAGCAUCUUCACAAGGUCCUUUGCUGUUGUUCUGGGAUUGAUUUGCACUUUUCGCACCAAACUACGUUAAUCUCUAGGAGACAGAAUGCGUCUCCUUCCUGAGCAGUAUGACGGCUGCGUGGUCCCAUGGUGUUUAUACUUGCGUACUAUUGUUUGUACAGAUGAACGUGGUACCUUCAGGCGUUUGGAAAUUGCUCCCAAGGAUGAAUCAGACUUGUGGAGGUCUGCCAUUUUUUUCUGAAGUCUUGGCUGAUUUCUUUUGAUUUUCCCAUGAUGUCAAGCAAAGAGGCACUGAGUUUGAAGGUAGGCCUUGAAAUACAUCCACAGGUACACCUCCAAUUGACUCAAAUUAUGUCAAUUAGCCUAUCAGAAGCUUCUAAAGCCAUGACAUAAUUUUCUGGAAUUUUCCAAGCUGUUGAAAGGCACAGUCAACUUAGUGUAUGUUAACUUCUGACCCACUGGAAUUGUGAUACAGUGAAUUAUAAGUGGAAUAAUCUGUCUGUAAACAAUUGUUGGAAAAAUGACUUGUGUCAUGCACAAAGUAGAUGUCCUAACCGACUUGCCAAAACUAUAGUUUGUUAACAAGAAAUUUGUGGAGUGGUUGAUAAACUCGUUUUAAUGACUCCAACCUAAGUGCAUGUAAACUUCCGACUUCAACUGUACGUACAGUCACUGUGGGGACGACGUCAUCGAUGCACUUAUUGAUGAAGCCAGUGACUAAUGUGGUAUACUCCUCAAUGCCAUCGGAAGAAUCCCGGAACAUAUUCCAGUCUGUGCUAGCAAAACAGUCCUGUAGCUUAGCAUCUGCUUCAUCUGACCACCUUUUUAUUGACUGAGUCACUGGGGUUUCCUGCUUUAGUUUUUGCUUGUAAGCAGAAAUCAGGAGGUUCGAAUUAUGGUCAGAUUUGCCAAAUGGCGGGUGAGGGAGAGCUUUGUAUGCGUCUCUGUGUGUGGAGUAAAGGUGGUUUAGAGUUUUUUUCCCCUCUGGUUGCACAUUUAACAUGCUGGUAGAAAUGAGGUAAAACGGAUUUAAGUUUCCCUGCAUUAAAGUCCCCGGCCAAUAGGAGCGCUGCCUCUGGAUGAGCGUUUUCCUGUUUGCUUAUGGCCGUAUACAGUUCAUUGAGUGCGGUCUUAGUGCCAGCAUCGGUUUGUGGUGGUAAAUAGACAGCUACGAAGAAUAUAGAUGAAAACUCUCUUGGUAGAUAGUGUGGUCUACAGCUUAUCAUGAGAUACUCUACCUCAGGCGAGCAAAACCUCGAGACUUCCUUAGAUAUCGUGCACCAGCUGUUGUUUACAAAUAUACAUAGACCGCCACCCCUUGUCUUACCAUAAACUGCUGUUCUAUCCUGCCGAUACAGUGUAUAACCCGCCAGCUGUAUGUUAUUCAUGUCUUCGUUCAGCCACGACUCGGUGAAACAUAAGAUAUUACAGUUUUUAAUGUCUCGUUGGUAAGAUAUACGUGCCUGUAGUUCGUCCACUUUAUUAUCAAGCGAUUGUAAGUUGGCCAAUAGUAUCGAUGGCAAAGGCAGAUUAGCUGCUCGUCGCCGGCUUUCUUACCAAGCUUCCCGAUCUCCUUCCGCGAUUACUGCGAAUGACGGAGAUGAGGGCCUUGUCGGGUGUCUGGAGCAAAUCCCUCUCGUCCGACUCGUUAAAUAAAUAAAAAAUAUAUCAUUUGUCCAGUUCAAGGUGAGUAAUCGCUGUUCUGAUGUCCAGAAGCUCUUUUCGGUCAUAAGAGACUAGCAGCAACAUUAUAUGCAAAAUAAGUUACAAACAAUGCGGAAAAACACACAAAAUAGCACGGUUGGUUAAGAGUCCAUAAAUAGGCAGCCAUCCCCUCCGGCGCCAUUAUAUAUAUAAUAUACUACUGCACUGUUGGAGCUAAGAACACAAGCAUUUCGCCACACCCACAAUAACAUCUGCUAAAUAUGAGUAUGUGACCAAUAAAAUUUGAUUUGAUUUGAGAUUGGGAAAGUUCAUGAUCUUUCACAAACCAACCCUAUCAAAUAACCCAGGUUUUGGCAUUGGUAGUGCAGAAUCAGAUUACAUCAGGGUACUGUAUGUCUGUCAUGUAUUUAGUUUGUGUUCUUUAACAUUAACCCCUGUCAGCUAACCUGGGCAUUGGCAUCCCCAUGCUAGCCAGCAACUUCAUCCAACCUGACAUCACUGUCCACCUGCAGAGUGAGAACGGCAUUCUGGGAUUGGUAAAACGCUCAUUUAAAUCCCUCGCAUGGUCAAAUCACACUAACAUGGUUUGACAACAGGUGUUGGGACUGACGUUUGAAAGGUGCCGGAUUCCUAACCCAACAUUGUGGAGAUUGCGAGCAUCUGACUUAUUUUUCCUCCAUCCAUUAUUUGUAUACACAGUUGUGGGCUGUAUACAAAGACUGCAGCUCCACCAAGCCUUUCACAUCAAUUCUGUUGUCAGAGAAAUUGAAGCAGAAACAUGCCAAUGCCUCAUUUGUGAGAAUGUUCCCCCAAUUAUGAAUGUCAGGUUAAUCGAUGUGAUGUUAGAAGCUCUCUUCCUCUCCACCUUUUUAUAUUGCUGUAAAGAAACAAGGACUGUACCUUUGUUGAAGGGAGAGAAAAUGUGUGUGUGUGGUUAUGGUGCUUAGAGACCGGAUGUGUGUGAUGUGUGUCAUUGUGUGAUGAAUGUGUGUGUUCUGUGUAGGGCCCCUACCCCACAGAAGACGAAGUGGAUGCUGACCUCAUCAACGCCGGUAAGUGAUCUUGCCCCCCCCCCCCCCCCCCCCACACGCGCAAGCGCACACACACGAAACAAACUAUCCCAUUUAUGAGAGAUGUUGACAUUUCCCCAUGUGUGUGUGCAGGUAAAGAAACGGUGACUGUGCUUCCAGGGGCUUCCUACUUCUCCAGUGACGAGUCGUUUGCCAUGAUAAGAGGGUAA